AUGGCUCCAUACUUGAAUCACUUCAACAUGUUGCAAAUCAUCUCCCUUCUAUACAUGUUAAUCACAGUCACAUGUGCUAGAUCAUCACUAAGCCAUGAUGAAGAGUGUUCAGCCUUGUUUCAGUUUAAGCAAAGCAUUAUUCAUCAAGAUGAUGAAGCACUUUGUGGUGCUAGUUGGUUUCAAACAUUCCACUCUUGGAAGCCCACAAGCAAUGCAUCGAUUGCUGGUUUUGAUUGUUGUUCAUGGCAUGGGGUGGAGUGUAGAAACAAUGAUGCAUAUGGUCAUGUGAUCGGCCUUGACUUGAGCGAAAGCUUUCUUUGUGGGCAUAUCAACUCUAACACCACCCUUUUCAACCUUGUUCAUCUUCAAAACCUCAACCUUGCCAUGAACGACUUUCACGAAUCUCAAAUCCCAUCCGAGAUUGCUCGACUAAAGCAAUUAAGAAGCCUAAAUCUCUCUUAUUGUGGGUUUAGUGGCCAAAUCCCAAUUGAAAUCUCACAAAUGAUUCAAUUGUCGUCGUUAGAUUUGUCAAGGAAUCCACUACAACUUCACACUCCUAGCAUGGAGAACCUAAUGCAAAACUUAACACGACUUGAAGAGCUCGAUCUCUCACUCGUUGACAUUAGUUCUUCCGUACCUCACUUUUUGGUCAACUUUUCUUCUUUGAGGUUACUUAGGCUAUAUAAUUGUUCGCUUCGAAAUGAAUUCCCUAUAGCCAUAUUCGAGUUACCAAAGUUGAAAUUUCUUAACGUGGCACUCAAUCCUAACCUCAUUGGUUAUCUUCCUGAAUUUGGCAACAACAACUUACUCGACUUACGACUUUCUAGAUGUUCAUUCUCAGGGCGCAUUCCACGUUCACUCUCUAACUUGACACAACUCACUUUCUUGACUCUUGGUGGCAAUAAGUUCACAGGAUUUAUUCCUUCAUUGGUAGGUCUUUCAGAACUCAAUGCUUUGGAACUUAAUGGUAACAACUUUGAGAAAGGACAAUUGCCCGAUUGGCUUGGUAAGCUCACUAAGCUUAAUCAGUUGUAUUUGUCCGAUAACAACUUAACCGGUGAAAUCCCAUCUUUUCUUGCAAACUUAACUAAACUUAGUGUUCUUUCAUUGGGAUUGAAUUCUCUUAAUGGUCAUAUACCAUCCUCGUUUUUCAACCUCACCCAACUAACAAUGUUAGACCUUCAAGGUAAUCAAUUGGAAGGACCAAUUUCAAGCUCAUUUUCUAAAUUCAAUGGUCUUCGAGCCCUUCGCCUAAAUUUUAACAGUUUUAUUGGUAGGGUAGACUUAGACAUAUUCCUAGGACUCAACAAACUGGAAGUUCUUAUGUUAGGUGGUAACAAGAUAUCAUUAGUGCCUACUGAUAACUACACCAUUAGCACCUUACCACAAUUGAAAGAUUUACAAUUGUCAUCAUGUAACUUAAAGAAAUUUCCUGGCUUUUUGCGCUUCCAAAAUAAAAUGAGGACAUUAGUUUUCGACCAUAACAAAAUUGAGGGUCGGGUACCAAUAUGGAUCUGGAAUAAUAGCCAAGAAACAUUACAAGUGAUUAGCCUUUCAUUCAACUUCAUCACUGGUUUUCAUCAGCAUCCUCAUUUUCUCACGUGGGGAUAUUUAGAAGGAUUUAUCAUCCGGAAUAAUCACGUACGAGGACAAAUACCAAUUCCACCACAAACCAUAGUUUUUUAUGAUGUCUCAAAUAAUAAUAUGAGUGGAGAAAUACCACCAUUGCUAUGUGAAAUGAAAUCUCUUCGAAAAUUAGAUUUGUCUUCUAACAACAUGAGUGGAACUCUUCCUUCGUGUUUUGAUAGCUUAAGCAAUUCGUUGGUGGAUUUGAAUCUAAGAGGAAAUAAGUUUCAUGGGACAAUGAUGGAUGCGUUUAUGCAUGGAAGCAUGUUGGAAAGUAUUGAUUUGAGCGAAAAUAGAUUUAUGGGUCAACUGCCAAGAUCGUUGACAAAUUGUACAAAUUUAGAGGUUCUCUCUCUCGGAGAUAACUCUUUUCAUGGCGUCUUUCCUUUUUGGUUGGGAACUCUUUCCAGACUACAAGUUCUAGUUUUACGUUCCAACAAGUUUUAUGGUCCAAUUCAAGGUUCGACAAUUGUUUCCUCACAAUUCUCUAACUUACGAAUCAUUGACCUCUCGAACAAUAGCUUUAGUGGUGAAUUGGACCAAAACUACUUCCAAACUUGGAAUGCCAUGAAAUCAGUAUAUGUUGGCGAAUCAUCGACUCUGGGAAUAGAAUUGAACUUCGAAGCAGGCUACUCAAAAUCAUCAUACUCGAUGACAUUAAUACACAAAGGUGUCAGAACAAAUUACGAAAAGAUUUUAACCAUAUUCAUGGCUAUUGAUCUCUCUUGUAACCAUUUUGAAGGAGAAAUUCCACUAUCACUCCAAGACCUUCGAGGGCUUCAAUCACUCAAUCUUUCCAACAACCAUUUUUCUGGAGGCAUCUUGCCAUCAUUGGGGUACCUAAAGAAUCUUGAAUCUUUGGAUCUGUCUCGAAACGAGCUAUGUGGAGAAAUUCCUCAACAGUUGGUGGAACUCGGCUUCCUUUCCAUUUUCAACGUGUCAUUCAACAAUCUUGAGGGGCGCAUACCCCAUGGAAAACAGUUCGAUACAUUCGAGAACAACUCCUACAUGGGGAAUUCUCGAUUGUGUGGACAACCAUUAUCCAAGGAAUGUCAAGAUUCAAAGGCGUCAGAACUUCCACCACCAACAAGAGAUACGUAUGACUCCGAGUUUGAGUCUCUCCUCCCAAGCGAAAGAAUUGAUUGGAUUAUUGUAUUUUGUGGAGUUGGAAGUGGGCUUGUUGUUGGGAUUUUAAUUGGGAAUUUUCUGUAUACAAGGUAUAGUGAUCGGUUCAUAAAGAGGAAGGAAAUAUGGGUAAGGCCACUUCGUAACACGAGGAGAAACCAAGGUACAAUAAUUUGUUAA
This is a messenger RNA of Lactuca virosa, 2931 nucleotides long. The record is from the annotation of a GenBank genome assembly. NCBI's taxonomy places the organism in Eukaryota, Viridiplantae, Streptophyta, Magnoliopsida, Asterales, Asteraceae.